UGUUCCCUAUACCCGGCCGACCCGGACUUCUUGGCCACUGUGGACCAGGAGGUGUUGACGCAGAUUCGACGCCUACAGCACCACCCGUCCAUCGCUCUGUGGGCCGGCAAUAACGAGAACGAGGGUUGGGUACGUAAUGGCAAAAAGGAGGACUUCCAGCACCAUAAGGACGACUACAUCGAGCUCUACAUCAAACACAUACGCAAACUGAUCCUCGAGGAGGAUAGUAGUCGACCGUUUGUGGGCUCGAGUCCGUCGAAUGGGGACGAGGAGGUCCAGGAGGACUGGGUGUCCGACCACUCGGGCGACACCCGCUACGGGGACGUCCACUAUUACACGUACGACAAGCCGCUGUGGAAUUGGCGGCAAUACCCGAGCGGGAAGUUUGCCUCCGAGUAUGGCUACCAGUCGUACCCGUCGGUCGAGACGUUACUAACGGCGCUCAACGAGUCAGACCUGACGUUCCCGAUUGGCGACGCUCUGGAGCACCGGCAGCACCACCCGGGCGGCACCAAAUCCAUUGAGAACGCCAUCGGCAAUUACUUCAAACUUCCCUCACAUGGAGGGGUCGACCGGUUGGAGGACUUGAUAUACUUAUCGCAAGUGAUUCAAGCGAUGGCUAUGAAAGUGGAGACA
Messenger RNA from Oppiella nova, 636 nucleotides. Lineage: Eukaryota; Metazoa; Arthropoda; Arachnida; Sarcoptiformes; Oppiidae. The record is from the annotation of a GenBank genome assembly.